AACUGGAGCGAGAACAGCAGUUGGGCCAAGAUGGCGGCUGCGGAUGGUUCCGUGGGCGACGGUGAACUGUGGCAGACCUGGCUUCCUAACCAUGUCGUGUUCCUGCGACUCCGGGAGGGACUGAAAAAUCAGAGCCCAGCUGAAGCUGAAAAACCGAAUUCUUCACCAUUGCCUUCGUCGCAGCAGUUGCUGACCAGAAACCUGGCCUUCGGCCUCGGCGGAGAGCUCUUCCUGUGGGACGGAGAAAGCUGCUCCUUCUUACUUGUUCGUCUUCGGAGCCUGAGCGGGGGCGGUGAGGAGCCCUCGCUCUCCCAGUACCAGAAAUUGCUUUGUAUAAAUCCACCCCUGUUUGAAAUCUAUCAAGUCUUAUUAAGUCCAACACAACAUCAUGUAGCACUUAUAGGAAUAAAAGGACUUAUGGUAUUAGAAUUACCUAAAAGAUGGGGGAAGAAUUCUGAAUUUGAAGGUGGAAAAUCAACAGUGAAUUGUAGUACCACUCCAAUUGCUGAGAGAUUUUUCACCAGUUCUACCUCUCUGACUCUAAAGCAUGCUGCCUGGUAUCCAAGUGAAAUGCUGGAUCCCCACAUAGUGCUAUUAACAUCAGACAAUGUUAUAAGGAUUUACUCACUACGGGAGCCCCAGACACCCACUAAGGUGAUUGUGCUUUCAGAAGCAGAAGAAGAAAGUCUCAUACUCAAUAAAGGGCGGGCAUAUACCGCAUCUCUAGGAGAGACAGCAGUUGCAUUUGACUUUGGGCCAUUGGCAGCAGUCCCCAAGAAUAUAUUUGGACAAAAAGGCAAAGAUGAAGUGGUGGCAUACCCACUGUACAUCUUAUAUGAGAAUGGAGAGACUUUCCUUACAUACGUUAGUCUCUUACACAGCCCUGGGAAUAUCGGAAAACUAUUGGGCCCAUUGCCCAUGCAUCCUGCAGCUGAAGAUAACUAUGGAUAUGAUGCUUGUGCUAUCCUCUGUCUACCCUGUGUCCCCAACAUCUUAGUGAUUGCUACCGAAUCAGGAAUGCUGUAUCACUGUGUCGUGCUGGAGGGGGAAGAGGAAGAUGACCAAACAUCAGAAAAGUCCUGGGAUUCCAGGGCUGACCUUAUUCCUUCUCUCUAUGUGUUUGAAUGUGUUGAGCUGGAACUUGCCCUGAAACUGGCAUCUGGGGAGGAGGAUCCCUUCGAUUCUGACUUUUCUUGUCCAAUCAAACUUCACAGAGAUCCCAAGUGUCCUUCAAGAUACCACUGUACUCAUGAAGCUGGUGUACAUAGUGUAGGACUAACUUGGAUUCAUAAACUUCACAAAUUUCUUGGAUCAGAUGAAGAAGAUAAGGAUAGUUUACAGGAACUUGCAAUAGAACAGAAAUGCUUUGUGGAACACAUCCUUUGUACAAAGCCAUUGCCAUGCAGGCAGCCAGCUCCAAUUCGAGGAUUCUGGAUCGUCCCUGACAUUCUGGGACCCACAAUGAUCUGCAUCACAAAUACCUAUGAAUGCCUCAUCAGGCCUUUAUUAAGUACAGUCCAUCCAGCGUCUCCUCCCCUGCUUUGUACCCGAGAAGAUGUUGAAGUGACAGAAUCUCCCCUCCGAAUUCUGGCCAAAAUCCCAGACUCCUUUGAAAAGCAUAUUAGAAGCAUUUUGCAACGCAGUGUUACCAAUCCAGCAUUUUUGAGAUCUACUGAAAAGGAUAUUGCCCCUCCUCCUGAAGAAUGUCUUCAGCUCAUCAGCAGAGCCACCCAGGUGUUCAGAGAACAGUACAUUCUCAAACAGGACCUGGCGAAGGAGGAGAUUCAGCGGCGGGUCAGGUUAUUAUGUGACCAGAAAAAGAAACAACUAGAAGAUCUUAAUUACUGUCGAGAGGAGAGGAAAAGUCUACGGGAAAUGGCUGAGCGCUUAGCUGAUAAAUAUGAGGAAGCCAAGGAAAAACAAGAAGAUAUCAUGAACAGGAUGAAAAAAGUACUUCACAGUUUUCACUCUCAGCUCCCAGUUCUCUCUGACAGUGAGAGAGACAUGAAGAAAGAAUUACAGCUGAUACCUGAUCAACUUCGACAUUUGGGCAAUGCCAUUAAACAGGUUACUAUGAAAAAAGACUAUCAACAGCGAAAAAUGGAAAAGGUACCAAGUCCUCAGAAACCUACCAUUAUUCUCAGUGCCUACCAACGCAAGUGCAUUCAGUCCAUCCUAAAGGAGGAGGGUGAACACAUAAGAGAGAUGGUGAAGCAAAUCAAUGAUAUCCGAAAUCAUGUAAACUUCUGACAUCACCAGGAAGAGAUUCACAACUGAAGUUUGUACAACUGAAGGCUUAAACCUAUAUUGUAAAACUAACAGGUAGCAUUAUCUAAUUUAUAAAGACAUUUUGAAUGAA
Molecule: messenger RNA, 2359 nt
Organism: Tupaia belangeri chinensis (Chinese tree shrew)
Lineage: Eukaryota; Metazoa; Chordata; Mammalia; Scandentia; Tupaiidae
Gene: NUP88
Product: nucleoporin 88
Exons: 17
Coding region: 31-2250 (739 amino acids)
Biological process (GO): mRNA export from nucleus; ribosomal large subunit export from nucleus; protein import into nucleus
Cellular component (GO): nuclear pore
Molecular function (GO): structural constituent of nuclear pore
Source: RefSeq, a predicted model, not a curated record